Messenger RNA from Amaranthus tricolor (Joseph's coat), 1173 nucleotides. RefSeq names its product peroxidase 57-like. The record is from RefSeq and is a predicted model, not a curated record. Gene Ontology annotation, cellular component: plant-type cell wall; plasmodesma. Gene Ontology annotation, molecular function: peroxidase activity; heme binding. The coding region runs from base 61 to 1059 and encodes 332 amino acids. The transcript is spliced from 4 exons. Gene Ontology annotation, biological process: hydrogen peroxide catabolic process; response to oxidative stress. Lineage: Eukaryota; Viridiplantae; Streptophyta; Magnoliopsida; Caryophyllales; Amaranthaceae.
AUCAUCCCAUCUACAUCAUUUUAGCUUUGUAUCUCAUAAUACCAAGCUAAAUAUAGUAAAAUGUGGUGUGCAUCUCCUUCAACAAUUUUAGCCCUAGGGCUCAUUUUGGUUACCUUAGUUAGCCAAUGUUAUGCUAAUAACCAACUAUAUGUUGGCUACUAUAGAGGAAAAUGUUGGCAAUACAAUGUUGAAGAAAUUAUUUUCAAUGUUGUUAAGGCUAAAUACGCUAAGGAUCCUACUAUUGUCGCUGGCCUUAUUCGAUUACAAUUUCAUGAUUGCAUUGUUAGGGGAUGUGAUGCAUCAGUUCUCCUCGAUGGACCAAAGACAGAAAAGACUGCAAAACCAAAUCAAAGUCUAAAAGGUUUUUAUGUUAUCGAUGCUGCAAAAGAAGCUGUUGAGAGAAUCUGCCCAGGAGUUGUCUCUUGUGCUGAUGUGCUAACUAUUGCAGCUAGAAGUGCUGUCUUUUUGGCGGGAGGUAGAUGGUACUACGUAGAAACAGGAAGACGAGAUGGUUUCAUCUCAUCUAGAAGUGAAGCCCUUGCAAAUCUUCCAUCAGAACACAUAACAACUCGUGAUGCUAUCCAAUUAUUUGCUUCUAGAGGAUUAAGUAAAGAAGACUUUGUUGUUCUUCUAGGAGGACAUUCUGUUGGAACAACACACUGUGACAAAUUCAGUAGUCGUCUAUACAACUUCCACAACACCGGUAAACCAGAUGUAAGAAUGAAUUCCGGAAUGCUCUAUGCUUUGAGAAGAAUGUGUCCAAGAAAGAGUGGUUCCAACAACAUAGUAUACUUCAAAAAUGCUCCUACAGGUCAUUACCAAAUUGACAAUGCUUACUACAAACAACUAUUGGUAAACCAAGGACUUCUAGAAGUUGAUCAAAAUAUAGGAAGUUCUCCACUUACUAAUAGUAUUGUGAAGAAGCUGGCUUAUGUUCCAGGCUACUUUGACAAAAAAUUUGGUCAAUCCAUGGUUAAGAUGGGAAGAAUUGGUGUUAUUACUGGAAAGCAAGGAGAAAUUAGAAAAUAUUGUGGUGCAAUUAAUCACUACAAACAUUGAUUUUAUGUUCUUCUUUUUAUUUUGGAUCAAUAUUUUUAUUUUUUACUAAUUACUUUUUAUGUGUUAUAUUUUUAGUGAUUUCCUGUUUGUCCUACUAAGUAACAUAUCUUUUUG